GCCAAAGCAGGAAGUGUGUAUCCACUCCGACGCUGAUUGAGCAGACUGCUUCUACAGCACUGUUCCGCUGCUCUCCGCAUCUGUCAAACAUCCCCGGAGUAACAGGACCCCCCCGGACUGACACAUGGACACAGCCGGACACCAUGGGCACUAGACUGAGGAAAAACCCCGAGCGAACCUUCAACUGGUUCUUCGAAGCAUCCUGCCCACUCGCCAAAGACAGAGAUCCAGAAGUGAGAUUUCAGUUUCCGGAUGAUGCCAGUGAUGAGGACUCCAACAAAACAAUCCCCAGUUUCUGCUUCCCUUACGACACGCAACGAGUGAAGGAUGGAGUCGCCGUGCAGCACUUUACUUUCGUCCUGACUGACCUGGAGGGACACCAGCGCUUUGGCUUCUGCCGUCUUGCCAGCAGCACACACACCUGCUUGUGUAUUGUCAGUUACCUUCCAUGGUUUGAGGUUUUCUACAAACUUCUGAACAACUUGGCUGAUAAUCUCACUAAAGGACAGACGAAGGAGCUGAUCCUCCUGCUGAGUUCUCUGUAUCAGCAGCCGGUUCCCCUGCCCUCUGGAUCAGUCACUCUGAAGAUGGUCCCAUACUUUAUCGCUCCAGAUCCCAGGAGUCUGCCUUCCAUUCCUGAAAAUAGGAACUUGACGGAGCUGAUCGUGGCAGUGGAUGUCGGGAACCUGCUCCUGCUGUAUGCCAGUAUGCUGUUUGAGAGGCGGAUCCUCAUAUUUGCAAGCAAACUCAGCGCCCUCACGUCUUGUGUGCACGCGCUCAGUGCAUUGCUCUACCCCAUGUGCUGGCAACACAUCUUCAUCCCCGUCCUUCCACCUCACCUACUGGACUACUGCGGUGCCCCGAUGCCUUAUUUAAUCGGGGUCCACACCAGUCUGUUGGAGAGGGUGAGCAGUCGUGGGCUGGAGGAAGUUGUCACUUUUAAUGUGGACACUAAUAUGUUGGAGACCCCCUUCGAUGACCUGAGGAACAUCCCCCCAGAAGCGAUGUCUGUGCUAAAGACGUGUUUGAAACGGCAGGCAGUGUCUCCAGGCUGUGGCGUGUCCAGGGCCUUCUUGACAGCUCAGGCUCUGCUGUUUGGAGGCUACAGAGACGCACUCCAGGGUCACAAGAAUGGUGAACUACGCUUCAGUAAGGAGCAGUUUCUGGACAAGCCACCCAGCAUGAGACACUUUCUGGAGAGUGCUGUUCACCUGCAGUUUUUCAAACAGUUCAUUGAUGAUCGCUUGGAUCUCCUUAACUCAGGAAAGGAACCAGACGACCUGUUUGAGGAGCAGAUUCUUAUUGGUGAGCCAACAGAUAAAAACAAGCCCUAUCAGCAGAUUGUCGGGAAUUUAAAGAAAGGGGGCGGAGCGCUCAUCCUCAACAUGAAAUCUAAAGCCAACACAAAGGCUAAAGCCCUUACAAGAUCUGGUUUAAAAAACCUGCUACCGCACAAGACACGCCAAGAGAGCAACAAUCUCCACAGACGUGGCUCAGUGUCCAACCAUCUUUCCCAAUCUGACUGUCUGCAAAACCGCAUGCCAAUCAAGCAACACUUCGGGAUGUCCCGUCCUCCUCGGCCUGUUUACAAAUCCCUCGGUAGCCAAGACAACGGUGACUCGGCUGAGGAUUCCUGGAAGGGUGCUGUGUCCUCACCUGUGGAUGAGUCAGACCCGACAGAUGAAGACAACUCUCACUUCUCCGACCCUGAGGAAAUGGACCUGCUCGGGGAGAUCUUUGAGACGUUGAGCAGUAGGAGCAUGCAUGACCGUGGACUCCUGUACGGCACGCGAAGCCUGGACUUAUUUGGAUCUGACAGCUACGACUUUGUUCGAAAGCAUGGCUCAGUCAACCCGAGUCAGGAGAGCUUGUCUGCGUCGGUCGGCAGCAGCGACUUCAUGGACAGCUGGAAUGCUGAAGCAGCAGAUCAGGCCGAGGACUUGGAUAGUUUGAGUCUGGACAUGAGCGUGCAGGAGCAGGAAGUGGCCGAGUUUAGAGCAGAAGAACGAGACAAGAGACAGGGAAACAUCGGAUGGACCAAGGAAGAGGACAACACUGUCCAGACUGACAAUGUAAUCAUCCCUGAGGAAGUGAAGAACGAAGGUCUCCAGAACGUGACGAAUGAGACGCUCCAAGAUGAAAAGUUCAUGGAGGAAGAGCAAGAGCAGAGUCAGGAGAGCUUGUCUGCGUCGGUCGGCAGCAGCGACUUCAUGGACAGCUGGAAUGCUGAAGCAGCAGAUCAGGCCGAGGACUUGGAUAGUGUGAGCCUGGACAUGAGCGUGCAGGAGCAGGAAGCAGCUGAGUUCAGAGCUGAAGAACGAGAAAAGAGACAGGGAGACAUCGGAUGGACCGAGGAAGAGGACAGCACUGUCCAGACCGUAGGAGAAGACAUCCCUGAGGAAGUGAAGAACGAAGGUCUCCAGAGCGUGACGAAUGAGCAAGAGCAUGGUCAGGAGAGCGCAGACGACACAGGCGAACAGAUAGAUGAGGUGAACCAGCAGCAAGAUACAGACAACAAAUGUGUGGACAAACAAGAGGAUCAAGUUGCUCAAACCUCGACUGCUGCGCCAAAUCUUGGAAUCCAGAAGGCAAAAGCAGAGCUGGACGCUAAAAUCUCUCCCACAUCAGCAAUAGCGAGUUUCUGCCCUCCAGUUUCCAGCCAAGCAUUCGGUCUCAAGCUGAGGUCCAGAAGCACAACCGACACCAACAAACCCUGCAAUAGAUCGGAUGCGAGGGACUGCUCCGGAGAGGAGGAGGGGCUCCCCCAGGUCAAAGUGUCAGAACUGAAGAAAAGAUUUGAAGCAAAGUGACUGGGCCCCGUGUGGGGACUCUGAGACUCAGUUUUGAACUUGAAUGUAAUUUCAAAACUAUGUUCAGGUCUUGAAUUUGAACGCUGCACAAGGUACAUUUCCAACUCACCAAGCUGUCGACGUUUGACAAGGGAGGUUAUCAAUCUCUUUACAUGCCCAUAUCACCUGAUGAUAAAUCUCCAUCUUAACUGUGGGCGGGAUUCGGCUAGGAAUAUCCAGUUUGCAUGAGUUCUCACAGGCAUUUCAAUUAAAAUGAAAGCUUAGCUUCUCCUGCUCUCUUUACGACCGGCUCGACCAGUUCCCACAGAAUUCCCUCGAUUAAACAACCAGCGAGGUAAAACUGUUGACUCAGCACAGUCCUCUUCUUAAUAUUAUAUUAUUUAAAUAUAUAAACUUAAACUUAAUUAAAAUCACAGAAACUUACAAGACAUCUUGAUCUUGCCACUCAAUUUAUUUAUACUUUACUACUAUUUUAUACUUUUAUGCAUAUAGACAUUUUGAUACAAAACCUUCCUUCACAUAACUCCAAAAAUAGUUUGUCUUAUAAAUACAUAGCAGUACACACACACACACACACAAAGUCCUUCAUCUUAAGGCCACCAAGACUUGAAUAAAAAAAAAAAAAACAUCUUCCCAUUUUAAUGCAGAAAGAUGGGUAAUACUUUAUUUGUGUCCUCAGUCGUUAAAAGUGGCGCCUAUAAUUUGAGUAUAAAAUAACAGGAGAUCAUAUCAGGCGCUCUUCUUUGGGUAAAGGUAACGGGAGACUAGGCUUGUCCGUUCCUGCUGCUACCACCUGCUUCUUCUCCUCCGCGCUGGGUCUGUAUGUCCCUUCCAGCCGCCUUUUCUUCCUGAUCACACACAGUAGCAGCAGCAGCAACAGGUUGAGCAGAGACAACACCGUGACUGCCAGGGCGGUCCCCGUAAGUUCAGCUCCAGUCUGCAUCGUCAUGGUGACGGCUCGCUGAGAAAAGGCACAGAGACAAACAGCCGGGUUUGGAGUGAAGGAGGACGACGGACAGCUGUUUUGCGACAGAAGUAACAAGUCAUUUGACUACUGAUGAAGAUGCCUACCAGAUGGAAAUGCACAUAUCUGCUCUUGGAAAAAAUAAAUAAAUGAAUGGUUUUGUUAU
Molecule: messenger RNA, 3940 nt
Organism: Synchiropus splendidus (mandarinfish)
Lineage: Eukaryota; Metazoa; Chordata; Actinopteri; Syngnathiformes; Callionymidae
Product: DENN domain-containing protein 1B-like
Exons: 22
Coding region: 144-2810 (888 amino acids)
Biological process (GO): endocytic recycling; endocytosis
Cellular component (GO): intracellular membrane-bounded organelle; cytosol
Molecular function (GO): phosphatidylinositol phosphate binding; guanyl-nucleotide exchange factor activity
Source: RefSeq, a predicted model, not a curated record